CGUUAGUACUUGGAGUUACUUAACUACCGGUUGAAUUAGGUAUUCUUAGUCGUCAUUCGUGACAUUAUAGUCGAGAAAUAUAAUAUAUAAAGAGACUCGAUUCAUACGAAUCUCCAUCGCUUUUAUUGAAAACCUCAUUUGAUUGCUAUUUGUUUUUGUUUUCUUAGUAUUCAUCAUGCCAGGAAAAGCUUUGCUAGUAGCCAGUAGUUAUUAUGGUCCCAUCUAUCCAGAUGGCAAAAACACAGGCGUACAUUUCUCAGAACUUUUGACCCCUUACGAAGUUUUCCGCCAAGCAGGUUUAGACGUUGAUAUCACUUCCGAGAAAGGCACUUGCCAUUUUGACGACAAUUCCGUCGAUGAGUCCAAAUUACCUGAACAUGUAAAGAAUGUCCUUCAUGAUAAGAGCCACGAAUUCUGGACCGCCAUAAAAAAUAUGAAGCGUGCAGCUGAUGUUGACUAUUCAGAAUAUAAUAUUUAUUUCGUUGCUGGUGGACAUGCUGCCCUCUUUGACCUACCAGGUGCUAUUGAUUUACAAGCCAUUGCCGCUCAAAUUUACAAAAAUGGCGGUGUUAUAGCAGCCGUCUGUCAUGGUCCUUGCAUCCUUCCUUUCAUUUCUGAUUUGACUCGUAAUAAUGCUUCUUCCAUUGUCGAAGGUCGUAAUGUUACAGCCUUUAACAAAGCCGGGGAAGAGAGUAUGAACAUGUUGGACAUUAUGCAGAAAAAGAACUUGGAAACCAUGAACGAUGCUUUCAGAAAAGCUGGUGCUAAAUUUAUCGAUCCUGCUUCUCCCAAUGAUGAUUUCGUUCAGAGCGAUUCUCGCGUCGUGACCGGUGUCAAUCCUCAAAGUGCCGCUUCUACAGCCAAGGCAGCCCUCCAAGCUUUGAAGGCAUAAAAUACUCCUCUUACGAUUCAAUUGAUUAUAGACGUAAAAAUAUUACAAUUCAUGAAUGAUAUGAUAAUUAUUUUUGAUCAUAA
Molecule: messenger RNA, 975 nt
Organism: Schizosaccharomyces cryophilus OY26
Lineage: Eukaryota; Fungi; Ascomycota; Schizosaccharomycetes; Schizosaccharomycetales; Schizosaccharomycetaceae
Product: ThiJ domain-containing protein
Exons: 1
Coding region: 176-892 (238 amino acids)
Molecular function (GO): glyoxalase III activity
Source: RefSeq, a predicted model, not a curated record